Molecule: messenger RNA, 1714 nt
Organism: Trichoderma atroviride IMI 206040
Lineage: Eukaryota; Fungi; Ascomycota; Sordariomycetes; Hypocreales; Hypocreaceae
Source: RefSeq, a predicted model, not a curated record
AUGGCCUUCAAUGGCAACAACCUCAGUCCCAAUGGCUACCCCGCGAGAAGCGCCUGGUCCUCGUCCGGCCGCACCCACGGCCGCCAAAAGAGCCUCGGCGAUGCAUUCCGAACGAUUCGAGCCAGAAAUGGAAGCAUGAGCCAAAAUGCCCAUGAAAUCGCCGAUGCGCUACGAGCUCCAGUGUCCCCAAAGCUUGUCGUUCUCUGCUUAAUGUGGUACACGUCGUCUGCUCUGACGAAUACGUCGUCAAAGUCCAUCCUCAACGCCUUCAACAUGCCCGCAACGCUGACGCUGAUUCAAUUUGCGUUUGUGUCUUCGCUCUGCGUCUUUCUCUCCUGGCUGUCCGGCAUCUUCCCUGUUCUUCGCACAAACAUCUCUGCGUUACGGCACCCCAUCCGCCAACCCAGCAGGGAAGUCAUCAUGACAACGCUACCCCUGGCCAUGUUCCAGAUCGGCGGCCAUCUCCUCAGCUCGACUGCGACGGCCAAAAUACCUGUUUCGCUCGUUCACACGAUAAAGGGCCUUUCGCCGCUCUUUACCGUGCUCGCCUAUAGACUGAUUUACAACAUACGAUACCCCACGGCAACCUACCUCUCCUUGAUUCCACUGACGUUAGGAGUCAUGCUGGCCUGUUCCAGCGAACGAAGCUACGGUGGCCAACUCCUCGGUGUGCUGGAAGCGCUCCUGGCGACCCUCAUCUUCGUAACGCAAAACAUCUUUUCGAAAAAGCUCUUCAACGAAGCCGCGAAAGUCGAGUCUGAGGGUGGUGGCGUUCAAUCCAGGAAGCUCGAUAAGCUCAAUCUGCUGUGCUACUCGUCCGGUAUGGCUUUUGCCCUGACUAUGCCGAUUUGGUUCUGGACGGAGGGCAUCACUCUUCUAAAGGACUUCCUCCACGACGGCUCAGUAGACCUCAGCGAGCUACCCAAUUCGAUGGACCAUGGCCGCCUGACGUUGGAAUUCAUCUUCAACGGCAUCUUCCACUUUGGACAAAACAUCAUUGCCUUCAUCCUCCUCUCCAUGGUAUCUCCAGUCACAUAUUCCGUCGCCAGUCUCAUCAAACGCGUUUUUGUUAUUGUCAUGGCCAUCAUCUGGUUCAGAAGCCCAACAACCUCCGUCCAGGCAGUGGGUAUUGCCCUCACCUUCCUAGGUCUCUAUCUCUAUGACCGCACCAGCGAAAGCAACAAGGCCGACCGAACCGCACGAAUGAUGUCCGAACCACGGAAUGGAACGUCUUUGUUGCCACUCACCGAGGUCCCUGCGCAGACGGGUCGGUAUCGUGCAUCCCCUCAGCUGAGGAGCGGUGCGUUCCAAUCAUGAAGGGGCAAAAGUUGUCAGUAGUUAUCUCUUUGGCGGAAAAAAAAAGUUUACACAAAGAAUGCUUAUUUCUCUGAAAUGCGAGAUUCGAUCGGUUAAUGCAACUCAAUGUCGAAUUAUAUGGGAUUCUCUUUCUUGGCUAGAUAAAUAGCGGGGAAUGUUUUCUUUCUUUCAAAUGCUGUUUCCAUGUUUGUCAUCUCUACAUCAAAAUCUCCUUUGGGGAUUGGGCUGAAUCAAAAUGCUAUCAAACGGGAGAAAGGAAAAUCGUUUAGACUAGAUGUCUUGAAAUAUUCCUGUAAGGGAAAAAAAGGGGGAUAUUAUUAGAAAGGAAUGUGUACAUAGAAAGGGCACUUAAUGAAUAUGCCCCAGGUGUAACAAUAUGAAGCAAACUUGCAACCUG